ACGGUUGGGUUUUUAGUGUUUGCAUUUGUAAUCUUUUAAUACGAGUAGAAGUAGAAGUAAUUUAUCUGUAAUUUGCUCAGUUGUGGGGAGUUUAUAUGUGGACGAGUUAUGACGGCUCUGAGCAGGUCUGAUAACCUGGGAAAACUAGAUAAGCAGCCAACCCUCACUACUCAACCUCGUCCUUACAUCUCAUCUUUCCACACGCAUCUUGUUCUAUAGCUUUCAACAUCUUUGCUUAUCUUCAGAAUUCAGUCACAAUGGACCACAGCCACCACCACCAUCACCACGCCUCCCCCGACGACGCAGCCUGCAAGAUGGCCAUGAUCUUCAACUGGGACCCCAUCGACACCUGCAUCGUCUUUGAAUGGUGGCACAUCCGCGGCCUGUACUCGCUCACGGCAAGUCUGCUUGCCGUCGUCGCGCUCGGCGUGAGCUACGAGUAUCUGCGUACGUGGCCUGAGGCUGCUGUGCUGUCUGCGCCGGCGGUCCUGCGGGGCGAGAAGAAGGUUGAUGAUGGGGAGGGCAGCGGGUAUGGACCGCUUAUGAUGUUUGUCAAUAGGAAUAGGAAGGAGGUUAAGGCUGUGCUGUACGGCGUGCAGGUCGUGUAUUCCUACUUUAUCAUGCUCGUCGCCAUGACAUAUAACGGAUGGAUUCUCUUGGCGGUCGGCGUGGGUGCAUAUCUGGGUCACCGGAUAUUCAACAAGGAAGAAGACGAGAGCGGUCCGAAAACGCAAAAGAAGAGAGGGAUGUCGUGUCAUUGAUCUAUAAAUUAUUGCAUUGUUGAUGGAUGGUGGCAUGUAAAAGUGAGCAGAUAGGAUGAAUUUGUAUCUACAUCGACUUAUAAAACGAGACAAUUCAUUAAGAUACCUACACAUACUACACACAUGCAAACAAACAAUGCAAUCUCCAAACAAGACCAAUCAGUCUUCCAGCAUAUGUAGCCCGCACAUCUCAAGUCUCCACCAUCAUCUAUUUUUACUCAUCUAUACGCACGUACUUAUUUGAUAAACUCCUUGAAGUUGUCUACACUUCGAAACUCCACCUUGCCCGAGGCGUCGACCGA
This is a messenger RNA of Myxozyma melibiosi, 1063 nucleotides long. RefSeq names its product Ctr copper transporter family-domain-containing protein. Gene Ontology annotation, cellular component: plasma membrane. Gene Ontology annotation, biological process: copper ion transmembrane transport. Gene Ontology annotation, molecular function: copper ion transmembrane transporter activity. NCBI's taxonomy places the organism in Eukaryota, Fungi, Ascomycota, Lipomycetes, Lipomycetales, Lipomycetaceae. The transcript is spliced from 2 exons. The coding region runs from base 258 to 761 and encodes 167 amino acids. The record is from RefSeq and is a predicted model, not a curated record.